This is a messenger RNA of Frankliniella occidentalis (western flower thrips), 1641 nucleotides long. RefSeq lists its product as uncharacterized. The transcript has 2 exons. Bases 396 to 1151 code for a protein of 251 amino acids. The record is from RefSeq and is a predicted model, not a curated record. Lineage: Eukaryota; Metazoa; Arthropoda; Insecta; Thysanoptera; Thripidae.
CUGACGUUUCUUUAUCCGAAUGGGACGCCUCUUUCUCAUCAGUCACCGUAGAACCCGAAACGUCGACGCCAAGAAAGGGGAGAAAAACUAAGAAGACAACCAAAAAAGCAAGUGAACCGACAAAGGAACAGCCCGUAUUUAAACCACCUUCUGUACCUGACCAGCUUUUUAAGUGCCCCGAGUGUGAGAAGCUAGUAAAAUCCAAGCAGGGUCUUGCAAGGCAUCUAUUAGCCCACAAGUGGAGAGCCCUUGCUGCCAAACAGCCCGCUCCAGCUGAUGUCCAAAAGCAUUGCGUCCAGUCUUGCAAGCCAGUGUUAGAGAGCAUCUCCAGCACAGCAUUUGCAGGAGAACAUGGGCAGCAACUCGUGGCAUAUGCAGAAAUUGUCAAGACCAAAAUGGACACCCCGGAAUGGUGCAAACUUCAAGGAAAGCUCUUCCAAGCUGUUGUGAAGGGUGUGAAUGUAGUGACAGUGAAGCAGAAGGGGGCAGCUUUUGCCUCAACUGCCAGAUUUUUUUCUCAAAAGUCUAUAGUGACAUUAAUUUCUGAUAGAGAGUUCCUCGAAGAUUGUGUGGACAUGUUAAUGGAUGUUGAACUGUGUGUAGUUCAAGUGGCGCAUGUCUUCAUUCUUGAUUUUUUGCGGAAGCUAAAUGACUGUGCUUUAACAUUUAUUUACCGUAGUAUGAGUGGAAGAUUGGGUGUUCAAGCUGAGCGUAUGUCAAGGUCCAAAGAUGACUUCAAUCACCUAUUCAACCAGAAAAGGCUUCAUUAUAUUGCUGGUUCGAGUGCCAAAAGCGUUGUGAGACAUGCUGAUCGUUACCCUCACAAUGGCAGAUUACAAAGGAGAAAGAAAUGUGUGCGUAAUAGACUUAGUGUAGCCGGUUCAUCAGUUGUAUCACAAGCCAACAAAGCAAGCCACUGGACAAAGCUAAUGAAUAGGAUGAAUCUCAUUUUUAGCCCGCCCUCCUGCUUUGAAAAAGCUAUUCAGCGGGCUUAUGCAAACGACCUCGUGUGUGUCUGUGUGUCUGUCUGUCUGUCUGUUCCACUAGAAGGAGAUGUGCUAGAGACUUCAAAUUUUCAGGGUAUCUUAAGGUCCACUCCUAGAGAACGAAACGCCUACGGCAAAUCCUGGCAACCAACCCUAAGGGGCUGAAAAGGGGUAUCAAAGAAAAGGAGGUAGGUCGAAAAAGUCAGAAAAAAAUAUUUUUUUUAUGAUCUCCUAAGGGGUAACUCGUCAAAGUAGAGCCCUAUGGGCGAAAAUUUUGUCCGUUUUGCUCUAUCGUCUACUGUUUAGGCGCUAGAGGGAGUUUCUCUCACAAAAGUUGCCCAAAAGUAAAUUUAUUAAUUUCCGAAAAUAUUGGAUGGUCUCUUAAGAGGCAACUUGUCAAAGUAGAGCCCUUUGGGCGAAAAUUUCGUCCGUUUGGCUCUGUCUCUAACCGUUUAGGCGCUAGAGGGUCUUGUAGUUUGACGAAAAAAAGUUAAAAAUUGCUGUAGUGAACAAUUAAAUGUAAAAGAAGGCCCAAAACCGCAAAAGAGGUAAGAAACUCCCUCCCCCCACCCCAAAAAACGUUUCCUUAGCAGAAGGGUGGGUUGUAGUCGCGGUGUUUCACCGUUACAUCCCUUUCUUGUUUCUACGGGGCAAA